Molecule: messenger RNA, 1415 nt
Organism: Lytechinus variegatus (green sea urchin)
Lineage: Eukaryota; Metazoa; Echinodermata; Echinoidea; Temnopleuroida; Toxopneustidae
Product: negative elongation factor E-like
Exons: 8
Coding region: 124-963 (279 amino acids)
Biological process (GO): negative regulation of transcription elongation by RNA polymerase II
Cellular component (GO): NELF complex
Molecular function (GO): RNA binding
Source: RefSeq, a predicted model, not a curated record
AAGUAAUCGGUAACUUCAGCUUUUUCGUCACAGGUACUACUAGUUUGCAUCUCCGGCGAAUGGUUGUAAAUCACCUAUUUAUUACAGGACUUCAAAGGAUUUUCCAUCUUCAUCUAUUUUGCUAUGGGUUACUCUAACAAACUUACAGAAGAAGAGGAAAUGCUCCAGAAAAAGUUCGCAAAACUAAGGAAGAAGAAAAAGCUGAUUCAGCAACUAAGACAGAGCAAAUCACAUCCUCAAACCCCAACAACUCCUCAGCCUAAAGCUGCAAAAAGACCUGCUGAAACAAGUCAAGAAGAUGCAAGAGAACUUGCAAAGAAGGUUCUAGCAGCUCAGCAAUCCAAGUUGUCCAAGCCUGAAAACAAAGAGAAAGGUUUCAAGAGGUCCCGCAACUUAGAAAGACACCGUCGAGAUCCUGACAAGCCUCCCAGUGCUGCACCUUCUUACAAACCAUUUGAUGAUGCUAAAUCUGGUCUUCGGGGUCCCGGAGAGCGGUCCUCAUCACCAGGUGUCGACUCUCCUAAGAAGAGUCUCUAUGACAGCUUUGUGAGUAGCGGAACUCUGGAUGAUGAGAAACGUGGAUUCCAUCAAGACUCUUUUGGUGGUAGAAAGCGAGGACCCACAAUCUUUGUCUCGGCACAAGAAAUCAGUCAGGAACUGUGUAAGCAAGCCUUCAGCAAGUUUGGUACAAUGGCAAACUUGGCCUUGGAACCGGAAAGAAGGCGUGCCUUCAUCACAUUCGACACUGUGGAAGCAGCGGACAAGGCCUGUGAAGAGAUGAAUGGCAACAUGGUGAACGGAAUGACCCUCAGGGUGAAUUUUGCAAGGAAACAACCUGCUCUAGAGGCAGUCCAGAACAAUACCAACUCACCUUGGACCAAGAUAGCUGGCGGCAUUACCAAGACCAGACCAAAGGAUAGUAGAGAGGUGGUUGUAUAUGAUAAUGAUGACCCGUUUGCAUAGAAAAGGUUAUCACUGUACAGCGACUUAUGCUGAUGAUUUUGGUCCAUUCACAUUGAAUAGAUCAGACCGAAGGAUGGUAGAGAGAUGGUUGUAUAAAACAAUGAUGACCCGUUCGCAUAGAAAAGAUUAUCACUGAGCAGUGAUUUGUGCCGAUGUUGCCCCAUUCGCAUUGAAGAGAAAAGACCGAAGGAUAGUAGAGAGGUGGCUAUAUACCACGAUAAUGAUGACCCUUUCGCAUAGAAAAGAUUAUCACUAAGCAGAGAUGUGUGCUAAUGAUUUUGGCCCAUUCACAUUGAAUAGACCAGACAGAAGGAUAGUAGAUAGGUGGUUGUAUACAUGUACCAUGAUAGUGAUGACCCUUUCGCAUAGAAAAGAUCAUCACCGAGGAACCAGUUUGCUGUCAUACAUGUAUGAUGACUAAGAAGUAGUAUGCUGCAGUUCUCCACAUAAAG